AUGGUCAUGGAGAUCAGUACGGAAUUGGAUACCAGCAACCGUCCCGAUGAGUGGAAGAUUGAACAGGGUAUGGCUGGCCAUAAGCUGCCUAUCCUAGAUCAAACUGGGAGCGAUACCAUCAAUCUGUAUCCUCCUCCACCGACCAAGAUCAUCAGAGAUGAAGAAGCUAUUCAGUCGGUGGGCGAUCGUGCAAAGCUGUUCUCUCGAGAGCGCGUGGGUUGGAAAGGAUACGUCGAAUGGGAGAACUAUCCGGAGAAAAAGGCCAAAGCCAAAAAGAUCUUAGCAUCCCAGACCUUCCCAGGAUGCCCUGACUUCAUGUUCGGUCCCAUCCCCGGCACCAAUCCCGUCCUGCCUGGCGAUGACUUCAAAGCAUGGCAUGAGGCUCUGGGCGGAGAACUCACCACGGUGUCCGACGAUUCCUGGCGUACGGUGCUCCGCGAGAAGCAUCCCGAUAUGCUUCACCUCCUCCAGUUCCCCUAUAACGGCGAACCCCCCAAGCGACUUGUUACUUCGAAAGCGAUCACACCCAAUCCACUCCACUUUGUGCGAAACCAUGGUGGUAUUCCUAUCAUCGACGAGGACAAGUUCGAUCUAUCGCUGGAUGGCCUGGUCGCAAACCCCAAGACCUAUACCCUGGACGACAUUAUGGACGAGUCUCGGUUCCCCCGCAUGGAAAAGACCGUCACCAUUCAGUGCUCGGGCACCCGCCGUAUCGAACAGAUUGCACUGUACGGUGGCCAGGGUGACGAAGUGCCUCAGGCUCCAUGGGCCGAGGGUGCUAUUGGAACCGCUCGUUAUGUGGGCAUCAGCUUGAAGAAACUGAUCAAAGACUGUGGCGGCCUGGUCAAGCCCGCCAAACACCUCGAGCUCUACGGUGCAGAGACCUAUUUCAAGGAUCUCGAGGUGGGCAACUACGUUGUCAGCGUCCCGUGGUCUAAAGUCAAGGCCAACGAGGUCAUUCUGGCCUGGGAGAUGAACGGCGAGCCACUGCCCAGGAUCCACGGCUACCCACUGCGGGUUGUCGUUCUGGGAUACAUUGGUGCUCGAAGCGUCAAGUGGCUGUACCGCAUCAAGGCCAUUGAGAAUCCCUCUCGCGCCCCGGUCCAGAGCAAGGAGUAUCUAUACUUCAACCAACAGGUUGGCAAGUACAACCAGCGCGCGACAGACGGUAUCCAGAUUCAAGAGAUGCCUGUCAGUUCUGCGAUCAUGUCGCCCUGGACCAAGCAAGCCGUCGUACACAUGGGCAAGAUCCGAUGCAAGGGCUGGGCAUACUCUGGCGGAGGUCGCUGGCCAGAGCGAGUCGAGCUUUCCGCCGAUGGAGGCUUCACUUGGUACGACGUGCCGCCGGAGAAACUGUCCAAGAAGGGCCGUUGGACGUGGCGAACAUGGGAAUAUGAUUUGCCUUGUGAUGUGGAAGGUUGGAUCGAGAUUGUUUGUCGAUGCUGGGACAACUCGCUCAAUACGCAGCCACUCAAUAUUCGUGCGGCAUGGAAUUGGGGCCUGCAUGUUACCUCCUCGGCACAUCGCAUCAAGGUUUACAGUGUCAAUAAGAGUCGGGAGACUACCAGGAAACGCUUGGAUAAGUUUGAGCAUCUUGGUAUCCCACUGGCUCCUUUGACUAAGUAUGAUGUUGUUCCUGGUCAGACGUCAGAAGAGUAUGAGCAAUACUGGCGGGAUCAUGAUCCUCGCGAUGUCGAUGAUUGA
Molecule: messenger RNA, 1704 nt
Organism: Penicillium subrubescens
Lineage: Eukaryota; Fungi; Ascomycota; Eurotiomycetes; Eurotiales; Aspergillaceae
Product: sulfite oxidase
Exons: 2
Coding region: 1-1704 (567 amino acids)
Cellular component (GO): mitochondrion
Molecular function (GO): molybdenum ion binding; oxidoreductase activity
Source: RefSeq, a predicted model, not a curated record